AAUUGAAAUCGAGUUUCAAGGUGAUGAAAAAGUGCAUUCACACCGAACGCGUAUAUUGUAUUAUUUGCAUGAGUUGAUUUUGUAUGAUUUUAAAAAUUUAUAUGGCCGUUUCGAUAUAUUUUUAAAAUCUUUUCUCAUGAUUUUUUUUUACUGGUAUGGAUAGCUAUUAUUAUUAUUAUUAUUUUUUUUUUUUACGUUUGUUCGCAUGCAAAAGGGAUAACUCAACUAAAACAAAUGUCAUUCUAGAAUCAAGGUUCUCGUCAUAAGCACAAUUUCCCUACUAAAGUUAACACGAUAAUGACCACUUAAUGCCGUACAUGAAACUGAUUAUUAUUAUUAUUAUUUUUAUCUGUGUGAACUUAUUAAAACACUUUCAUAUUUUUACGCCUGAUGAUUACGUAACUUAUUCGUUAUACAUAGAUUUAACCAAAUUUUCUAUUGUUCCAUUUUCUUACUUUAUUUUAUAAUGUAUUCCCCUUCGCAGAUGAUGACGUCACAACUCAGCACCCUCCUCGUCCUCCUCGCUUCAGUCGCGCUGCUGACCAAGGCUGACCCCAAGGCUGACCCCAAUCCGAAGGCUGGCCCGGUAGCGAGUCCUGACGCUUUGGCUGACCCGGUGGCUGACCCGGAGGCUAGUGCUGACCCCGUCGCUGACCCAGAUGCCAGUCCUUACCCCGAGGCUGACCCCGAGGCCGACCCCGAGGCCGACCCCGAGGCCGACCCCGAGGCCGACCCCGAGGCUGACCCAAGCUACCCUGGGUACAACGCUUACCCUACCCCUUGCUACCCCAAGACUUAUUACGUCACGAAAUACCAGACGCAAGUUCAGCAGGUCCCUGUCUACGAGACCGUCUACAAGCAGCAGUACAUCCCAACCACCCUGUACCACACCCAGUACCGCACCCAGUACAACACAGUGUACCUGACCGAGUACGUUCCCAAGUACAUCACCAAGAGCAUUUACAAAACCCAAGUACAGUACGUUACCCAGUACAAAACUCACCACCACACCAAUUACAACACAGCUUACCCCCACACAAACCCAGCCACCCAGUACCAGACCCAGGUAGCGUACCAGCCUAUCUACAGCACUGUCUAUGCACCCCAGUAUGUUACCAAGACUGAAGUGAAGUAUCAUACCCAAUACCAGACACAGGUCGUGCCCCAGUACUUCACCAUUACGAAGGCACAUCAUACUUAUAAAACCGUGUGCCCUAAUGCUGGCUAUGUUCGUUAAAAGGUAAAAAAAAGAAAAAGUUAAAGAAAGGUUACUUGACAGACAGCGCCUCCUACCCAUCUUCAUUUAAAAAAAAACACGUGUACAGUUCUGUAUUUAUUGACCUCCAUUUUCUAUGCUUUUGUAACUUUUCUGGAAUUCCGUUUUCUACGUCGAAGUGAAUUUUAUCCAUUUCACUUUUCUGUGGAGUGUAUAGUUUCACGUCUUUUAAACGCGAUAUUUUCACUCCUUUUUUUCUAUUUCUAUGAGAUACUUUACACGUAUUUUCUUGUUCUUAUGUAAAUUUGCUUGUUUCU
Messenger RNA from Penaeus monodon (black tiger shrimp), 1533 nucleotides. RefSeq names its product adhesive plaque matrix protein-like. NCBI's taxonomy places the organism in Eukaryota, Metazoa, Arthropoda, Malacostraca, Decapoda, Penaeidae. The transcript has 2 exons. The coding region runs from base 467 to 1237 and encodes 256 amino acids. The record is from RefSeq and is a predicted model, not a curated record.